Molecule: messenger RNA, 2467 nt
Organism: Lindgomyces ingoldianus
Lineage: Eukaryota; Fungi; Ascomycota; Dothideomycetes; Pleosporales; Lindgomycetaceae
Exons: 2
Coding region: 293-2101 (602 amino acids)
Source: RefSeq, a predicted model, not a curated record
CAUGCUGGGCUGGCAGCCCCCAAACACACGAGAAUACUUUGGAAAAAUGGUCUCACCUAGAAAUUUUAGCCUUUUGGUGCGGAGUCACUCGUCUUUUCCUCCUGACUGGGAUUAGAACGGCCCGCACUGAACGCAUCUUUUUUAUGCUGCAUCGUCCCGCAUCCUUCUUCCUAGGUUUUCCGGCAUUUGAAUGCCUCCCACACUCUUUUCUGCACUCUCUAUCUAAUAACUUAAUUCGUAAUUUUAUCUCUCGCCAGGCCUCUGGUUCGAGGUUCUGCCUCGGUUUGGAGAGAUGCCGUCCCACCUCAAACGUCAAAAUUUUGGCCCUUCAUGUUCGGCAGGGAAUUGGUACUCUUGCGAAAACUCGAAGUUUGUCGGAUGCUGCGAAAGUAACCCAUGUACAAACGGCUGUCCUCAGGACAACAUUCGUCCAGCAGGCUUCGAUUCCACCUACAAAGGAAAAUUUCCGGAUGCCAGUUGUGGGGUGGACAGCAACUUCUAUACGUGUGAUUACCCAAAUGGGGGUACCUUUUGGGGCUGUUGUAAAUCGGAUCCAUGCCAGCAAGAACAAUGUCCAACAGGAGAUUUGGUUCCAGCAUUCCUUGAUAGACCAGAGCAGUCUGCAGCGUAUUCUCCGACCGGAGUACCCUCCGCCACCUUUUUAGCAAGUCGAUCCGCUUCAUCAAGCAUUGCCUUAACAACUACUAUAUCAACCAUAACACCUGUCGCUCUCGAAGCCAACGCACAACCGGAAAAGAAAGGGUUACCAAUACCACUAAUUGCUGGCUCCGCAGGAGGAGGAGCUGUUGCGCUAAUAAUCAUUGGGCUUCUCAUCUACUAUAUCCUCCAUGCAAGGAAGUCGCGGAAAGAGCAUAUUGAGCAAAUCGAGACUAGGUUAGCCGAUCUGCCAGCAAGUAAGGGUGGAGAAAAGCCCAAUGGGCCAAGGUCACCAUCCGAAGGUCUCGGCCCGGCAUCCUACAAUUCUCCUAAAUCUUCUCAGCAGCUUCAGAACGAGCAUCCUCAUGCUCUCUCACCAGCGAGCAGCGUCGGCCGGAAACCCAUCACCAACCGAUCACCCCAUCUCUCCGAGCUUUCGGGAGAGACAGUGCGAGGACCAGAGCCUGAAAGCCCUUGGCAUCCUCCCAAAUCUAGAUCGCCUCAGAGUUCUCGGGAGACGUGGGGAGCACCCAUAUCUCAACAGCAUCCACAGCAUCCGCAACAUCGCAUUUACAGCGUUCGGGGGUCCCCUAACCCCGUGGCAGCAAGCAAAAAUCAUCAGGAGAUGUGGGGAACUGGACACCAUCAGGUGUCUCCGCAGAUGGAUCGACAGGCAUGGGAGUACCAAAAUACAUGGAACGGUGCUACCUCACAGCCAUCACCGCAGAGAAUCCAAAAUGAGUGGGGUUCUAUCAACCCACAGUCAUCACAGCAGUGGAACCAAAAUGAAUGGAAAUCUACCAAUCCACAAUCAUCGCCGCUGAGAAACCCUGGCGGUUGGAACUCGAGCACUCCACAAUCACAGCACCAUAACCAAUAUUAUCAGCAGGAAGCCCCUCAUGCCCAUAGGCCACCAGAACGUUCGCAAGAGCCGUGGACGUCCCCCUACUCACAAUUCGCUCCAGCAUCAAGCCCGCGACGAACGCAGAGAUCCCUUUCGAAUCCUCAAGAUCGAGAUAGAGAUACUUGGGAAUAUUCCAACGUCCCACCACAACAGCCUCGAGACACAUUGGGUCCUGAGCACCCCCAGCAAUCAUCGCACAAUCAUCUUCCUGAUGCCUGGCCUCUUCCCCGUUCACAUCCACAGUCGCCGCUUCCGCGCCCUGAAACGGGGUGGGAGUCUACCUCCCCUCAUGUUGUACCUGGUCCACAUUCACCGCCCCGGAGCCCGGAGAGUAACAGAAUGCACGCGCAAUCGCCGCCGCAGAGUUCUCCAACCGUACGAAUGGUAGAGGAGCCAAAGGGGACGAGACACCCGUGGCGGUCAGACAGGGGGUCUGGGCACGAACCACUGGCGCCACAGGAGUCGGGCGCUUACGGUCAUGAACGGGAGAAAGAAUCACCGGGAAACAAGCCGAAGGAAUCGAGUUCGACGUGGAUUUAGAGCGACCUUGAUUUCGAAGCUUCGAUGAGUUUCGGGCGUUUCAUCUGUAUUAUUAUGUUCCCAUUAGUAAUUUCUUUUAGGGUUUUAGGGUAUGCAGUGACAUGACGACUGUCUCAUUUCUUAAGUAUCGUUGUUACGCGGCAUGUACAUAGAGGGCUAGAUGCAUCUGGGAGAGGAGUCGGAUCUAAUUGCUUUGGAAAUGGAAAGGCGACUGGUUUUGAAAAAAGCAACGGGCCGGAGGCAUUCAGAUUUAGCACAUGAAACGAGCCUUUACCUGCAAUACGAGCGGGACUGAAACCAAAAGAAAUACUAUUCCGCAGGUUCCCACCUAACAUGCAAUCUGACCAGGGUAGAGCUAGAAUCGGG